UAAUCUGUUAACACGCACGUAUGUUUUGUGUUGCGGCGGUUGUGUUUCAUAAUUUUCGUUUUCGUUAAAUUUAUUUUUUAUAAAUAAAUAGUUACGAGAAAACAUUAAAAAUGCCGAAUUCUAAGAUAGAACAAUUCGAAAUGGAAACAAAGCCUCUGAAGAAAACAUCAAAACAGAAGUUUUCUGAUUUCUUUUACAAUGAAGAAACGGGAGCGAUUAUGGGAAGAACUCCUGAAAGUUGGGGUAAAAUUAUAAUAUUCUACGUAAUAUUUUACAUCGUCCUAGCGGCUUUAUUUGCCAUUUGUAUGGUAACCUUUCUUCAGCAUUUCAUUAACCCUCGUGUGCCGAGGCUGCAGCAGGAAUACAGCUUAAUCGGUACCAGCCCUGGUUUGGGAUUUAGACCUUUGCCCCCUGAUGUACGCAGCACCCUCAUCUGGUAUAAAGGAACGGGUUACGAUAGUUACAAGUAUUGGGAGGAUCAGCUAAUUGACUUUCUAUCAGUUUAUAAAAAGAAAGGUCAAACCGCCGGUGCUGGUCAGAACAUUUACAACUGCGACUUCAAGAACCUCCCGCCUCAAGGGAAAGUGUGCGAUGUGGACAUCCGAAGUUGGUCGCCAUGUAUAGAUGAGAAUCAUUUCUCGUUCCACAAAUCCUCUCCGUGUAUAUUUCUGAAAUUGAACAGGAUAUAUGGAUGGCGGCCGGAGUUCUACAAUGAAACGAGUGUCUUGCCCACCGAAAUGCCUUUAGAUCUCCAAUAUCAUAUCAAAAACAUAACAGACCACAAUCGUGAUAACGCAAAUAUGGUUUGGGUUUCCUGUCACGGUGAGACUCCAGCGGACAAGGAGAACAUUGGGCCGAUCAAGUACUUGCCAAACCAUGGUUUUCCCGGCUACUAUUAUCCGUAUAAUAAUGCAGAGGGUUAUCUGAGCCCCCUCGUUGCUGUGCACUUACAGCGACCCAGGACUGGUAUAGUCAUCAACAUUGAGUGUCGUGCUUGGGCGAGGAACAUCAAGUACAACAGAAGAGAUGGUCUCGGUGUUGUUCAUUUUGAGCUUAUGAUAGAGUAAUAUACAAAGCUAUAGUUUAUAUACUCUGGUCUUUCCAAAAACCAAAGCCCAUGAUACCAUUUUU
Messenger RNA from Vanessa tameamea, 1131 nucleotides. RefSeq names its product sodium/potassium-transporting ATPase subunit beta-2-like. NCBI's taxonomy places the organism in Eukaryota, Metazoa, Arthropoda, Insecta, Lepidoptera, Nymphalidae. Bases 111 to 1067 code for a protein of 318 amino acids. Gene Ontology annotation, biological process: sodium ion export across plasma membrane; intracellular sodium ion homeostasis; potassium ion import across plasma membrane. Gene Ontology annotation, cellular component: sodium:potassium-exchanging ATPase complex. The transcript is spliced from 6 exons. Gene Ontology annotation, molecular function: ATPase activator activity. The record is from RefSeq and is a predicted model, not a curated record.